AAUCAAUCGUGGACACGUAAAGAUGGACGGAGGAAAGUAAAUUGAACCCCACAGUUGAUUGAAGUCCCAUUAUUGGUGUAGAUGAGAUAAUCACAACAUUGAUGACUUGAGUGAAUGAUUGUUUUUUAAGACAAAUUGGAAUCUUUCUAUUAAAUAUAAUAUAAUAUAUACCCACGAAAGUCUUGAUUUUCGAGCCCCAAACAAAUUGUUUGUCAGAUUCUUGGAUUUUAAGAUAACUGUGGUGUCUGAGACAGCUUGCGUGCUUGACUAAUUUCACGGGAUACGUGUUACCUUCCACCGGCAAUAGGUAUCAGAUACAAGGUGUACAAGGUGGAGAACCGUCAUUGGAACAUUCGUCUUUUGACUGAGUGGCACAACGGAGUGUGUUGGAACUGUUGUGUUAAUCUUAGUCUUUAUUAGUUCAAUUUAUGGGAAAAAAUGAAGAUGCGCCGUGCAUUAUGUAUUCAACGAUCUAGUGAAGCUCAACACAGUAACAUGGGUGUUUCUGGA
Capsicum annuum is the source of this 510-nucleotide messenger RNA. RefSeq names its product protein PHOSPHATE STARVATION RESPONSE 1-like. Lineage: Eukaryota; Viridiplantae; Streptophyta; Magnoliopsida; Solanales; Solanaceae. Gene Ontology annotation, molecular function: DNA-binding transcription factor activity; DNA binding. The record is from RefSeq and is a predicted model, not a curated record.